Teleopsis dalmanni is the source of this 1254-nucleotide messenger RNA. RefSeq lists its product as uncharacterized. The record is from RefSeq and is a predicted model, not a curated record. Lineage: Eukaryota; Metazoa; Arthropoda; Insecta; Diptera; Diopsidae. The transcript has 4 exons. The coding region runs from base 748 to 1254 and encodes 168 amino acids.
CGAAGGACGAAGUGUGAGAAAACAAAAAUCAAGUUGAUUUGCCAAACGAGCUUAAGGAAUGCAGAUUUAUCAAGAUAUGAAGCUCUACGUCAAAUUAAAAUGAAAUUCCAAAACUAAACAAACUUUAAAAAGUUACAAAUCUCCAAUAACUCAAGAAUCGCGUUAAUAUAAAAAAUAAAAUUUUCAAAUAUUAUUUCCAAAGCAUGAGUCUAAGGACACACAUCACAGUCGCUAUAAAUUGCUUUAAAUAAUAAAAAUAAUAACAAUAAUAACAUAUGCUUACUGCAAGGAUGUGCAGUUUUUGAGGAUAUGAAAAACUAAUGUCAACUUAAAAGCUAAGUAACAAGUUCUUGCGUAAAUAUCAUUAUUGUCAAAGCAAAUACCAACAGAGAAGGAACAUUGCAAACGAAAAUAUCAUUUAUCAUUUGGCAAAGAAUUUCAACGCAAAUUUUGUAACACAAUUUUUUUAAAAUUUAAGGACAUAAAAAAAAUAAAACUAGAAAAGAAAUUACAAAGAUACAAGGAUUUCGUAGCUUCACAGAAAAACGCAUUAACCCCAAAAGAGCAUUGCAUAAACGGAUAAAUUACAACACUUGAACCGUCGUUCAAGGAUAUCGACGUAAACGCAUUGACACAUAUGCUGUAGACUAUCACUGCUAAGACAUUAAAUGCUUGCCACUGUGCGGUGGUGACAACAAUUUUGCAUGUAAUUUCGGUAGCUGUAAAAAUCAUAGAAAGUACUCACAAAUGUUACCCAUACCAACGCCAAUGCAUUUACUAGAAAUACGUAUCAUUUUACUCUGCCUGCCAUCAAUACUGCUGGCGACGACACUUGAACCAGAUCAAAAGUCAAUACUAACUGAUAGUGAUUGGAAGAAACUAUGGAUGCGAGGCGGUAUAAAUGCAGAUUCAAAAUUGGAUAACAAUUUAGAUUCCAGUGAUAGUCCAAUGUUUGAGGAUAGCGAAAUGAUGGCGCAUAACACGACCGUCCAAUUGGGAGGCACAGCAUUCUUAGUUUGCAAAGUGUCUGGCGUGGAUAGAGUGGGUGUUAAUUGGAUACCUCAAAUUGCAGCAUUUAAAACACCUAAUGUCUGUAUUGCAAAACUAGAAAAUAGGUCAAUAGAUGACCUUUUUGCGUAUAUAAGACGAACCCCACAAUUAUUAGUAACUAAUGGUAGAAAUGCCGCACAAACUAUAGACACUCAAGUGCAGUAUUCUUGGAUGAUUGAAGCUGCUAACAGACCUCACUUCUGA